GCUGAGCCUGUCCCCUGCCACCCUCUCCAGUCCAGGCCGCAGCACUCCAGCUCCUCGUCUCUGUGUGUGCUUGCUUAGCUCUGCAGCCCCGGCCGGUCGCCAUGGCGCUGCGUGUGGCAGCAUUCGACCUUGACGGAGUGCUGGCCCUUCCCUCUAUCGCCAGCGCCCUCGGCCGCACCGAGGAGGCCCUGGCGCUGCCCAGAGGCUUCCUGACCAGUGCUUUCCAGAAGGAAUGUCCAGAGGGACCCAAUGAGCAACUCAUGAAAGGGAAGAUCACAUUUUCCCAGUGGGCACCACUCAUGGAAGAAAGCUGCAGGAAUCACUCCAAAGCCUCUGGAACCAGCCUGCCUGAGGAUUUCUCCAUAAGCCAAAUAUUCAGCCAAGCCAUGGCAGCAAGAAGCAUCAACCGCCCCAUGCUCCAGGCAGCUAUUGCUCUCAAGAAGAAAGGAUUCACAACAUGCAUCAUCACCAACAACUGGCUGGACGACAGCGACAAGAGAGGCAGCUUGGCGCAGAUGAUGUGUGACCUGAGCCAGCACUUCGACUUCCUGAUUGAGUCCUGUCAGGUGGGGAUGAUCAAGCCUGAGCCUCAGAUCUACAAGUUUGUACUGGAAACCCUGAAGGCCAAACCCAAUGAGAUUGUUUUUCUAGAUGACUUUGGGAGUAAUCUGAAGCCAGCCCGUGACAUGGGGAUGGUCACCAUCCUGGUCCGUGACACAGACACUGCUCUGAGGGAAUUGGAGAAGGUCACAGGGACACAGUUCCCUGAGGCUCCUCUGCCAGUGCCCUGCAACCCAAAUGACGUCAGCCAUGGGUAUGUGACAGUAAAGCCAGGGAUCCGCCUGCAUUUUGUAGAGAUGGGCUCUGGCCCUGCCGUGUGCCUCUGCCAUGGGUUUCCUGAGAGCUGGUUUUCUUGGAGGUACCAGAUCCCAGCUCUGGCCCAGGCAGGCUUCCGGGUUCUAGCUAUAGACAUGAAAGGCUAUGGAGACUCAUCUUCCCCUCCCGAAAUAGAAGAAUAUGCCAUGGAAGUGUUAUGUAAGGAGAUGGUAUCAUUCCUGGAUAAGCUGGGGAUCCCUCAAGCAGUGUUCAUUGGCCACGACUGGGCUGGUGUGCUGGUGUGGAACAUGGCUCUCUUUUACCCUGAGAGAGUGAGAGCCGUGGCCAGCCUGAACACGCCGUUCAUGCCACCAAAUCCUGAGGUGCCCCCCAUGGAAGUUAUCAAAUCUAUCCCAGUUUUUAACUAUCAGCUGUACUUCCAGGAACCAGGAGUGGCCGAGGCUGAACUGGAAAAGAAUAUGAGUCGAACUUUCAAAAGCUUUUUCCGAGCAAGUGAUGAGAUGGGUUCACUCAGUGUGCAUAAAGCUACUGAACUGGGGGGAAUCCUUGUGAACGCCCCAGAAAACCCCAGCCUCAGCAGGAUUACGACGGAGGAGGAAAUUGAGUUUUAUGUACAGCAGUUCAAGAAGUCCGGCUUCAGAGGCCCUCUGAACUGGUAUCGGAACGUAGAAAGGAACUGGAAAUGGAGCUGUAAGGGACUGGGACGGAAGAUCCUGGUCCCAGCCCUGAUGGUCACAGCUGAGAAGGACAUCGUACUCCGUCCUCAAAUGUCCAAGAACAUGGAAAACUGGAUCCCUUACCUGAAAAGGGGACACAUUGAGGACUGUGGCCACUGGACACAGAUAGAGAAACCUGCUGAGGUGAACCAGAUUCUUAUCAAGUGGCUGGAGACUGAAGUCAAGAACUCGUCAUUGACCUCCAAGAUUUAGCCAGUAGCGUGUCCUCUGUUUCCGGACAUGGCCUUAAUCCAGAAGUAGCAGCAUUGUUCUUUGGUCAGCCAGUGAUUUUCUUGGGAAAAUGAUCAGAUGUGAUGUAAUUUUAGAUCCAGGAGAAAAUGUGUGUGAUUAAUUCUCUGAGGAUGACUGCACCAUCAAAGAAAAGAUCACAGCCCGUCAGGAAGACAUGGGGCAGCCCAAUUGGUAGCUUUGCAGCCAAAUCCAUACCUGUUCUUUUUGAAGCAGCUGAUUUGGGGUCUUCAUUCAAUAAAGCUAACACUUUGGUGCUCCA
This is a messenger RNA of Peromyscus leucopus (white-footed mouse), 2064 nucleotides long. RefSeq names its product epoxide hydrolase 2 (gene Ephx2). Gene Ontology annotation, biological process: cholesterol homeostasis; phospholipid dephosphorylation. NCBI's taxonomy places the organism in Eukaryota, Metazoa, Chordata, Mammalia, Rodentia, Cricetidae. The record is from RefSeq and is a predicted model, not a curated record. Gene Ontology annotation, molecular function: lipid phosphatase activity; magnesium ion binding. The transcript has 19 exons. Gene Ontology annotation, cellular component: peroxisome. The coding region runs from base 102 to 1766 and encodes 554 amino acids.